AUGUCUUUGAAAUCAACGGGUGGCAGUAAUUCCGGCCACACGGUGGUGGUUGACGGCAAGAAUUUCGACUUCCACCUGCUACCCAGCGGCAUCAUUCACGAGAGAUGUAUAUCUAUUAUUGGAAACGGUGUCGUCAUCCACCUGCCGAGUUUGUUCGAAGAACUGGCCAAGAAUGAAGAGAAAGGGCUAAAAAGCUGGGAGAAACGACUGAUCAUCUCCAACCGUGCUCACCUGGUGCUGGACAUGCACCAGCAGGUGGAUGCUCUGCAGGAAGCGGAAAAGGGUGGAAAGUCACUCGGCACAACGAAAAAGGGGAUCGGCCCGUGCCACUCCGACAAAUCAAUGGGCAACGGGAUCCGUUUGUCAGAUCUGCUUGGCGACUUUAAAGUGUUCAGCAAAAAGUACGUAUUCGACAGAUCAGCCAAUGGGAUAUCGUCAUAA
Messenger RNA from Anopheles bellator, 441 nucleotides. RefSeq names its product adenylosuccinate synthetase-like. The transcript is spliced from 3 exons. Lineage: Eukaryota; Metazoa; Arthropoda; Insecta; Diptera; Culicidae. Gene Ontology annotation, cellular component: cytoplasm. The record is from RefSeq and is a predicted model, not a curated record. Gene Ontology annotation, biological process: 'de novo' AMP biosynthetic process; IMP metabolic process. Gene Ontology annotation, molecular function: adenylosuccinate synthase activity; nucleotide binding. The coding region runs from base 1 to 441 and encodes 146 amino acids.